UGCACUGUGCAGAGGCGGAAAACCUCCGGGAAAUUGACAAAAUCAGGACGCAGAUCAAAAUCCACAGACUGCGAAACCCCUCCUUUCUUUCUUUAUGCUUCUUUUAUGCUUUAUAGUCUAUUCCGAACGUCUUCCCUGUGAUCAAAAACAAGGCCUCAAAAAAAGAAAAAAAAAAAAGAGGCCUAGCAGAGGAUGGUUUCGAUCCAUCGACCUCUGGGUUAUGGGCCCAGCACGCUUCCGCUGCGCCACUCUGCUCUGCAAAAUAAAAACGUGAAGAACAUCGCCAGUACGAAUCAGAAAGGAGCAACCAGGAGUUUGUCGCCAUCUCCUAGUAGCUGCAGGAACACUAAUCACGUGUCAUGCGAGCUCCAAUCAUCAUUUACUGUUCUCCAAAAAGGAGCAACAGAUGAAGGAAUUUUCCUCUCCACUGGCUAUGGACCCCUCAUUCCUAUUAGCAUCUGCCGUGAGCCUUCUGCCCACACCAAGCAAGCGAGGAAAUUGCGACGGAGAGUUGGAAAGAUACCAGAGGAAAGAACCAAGAUGCCACGAACAAUGAGUAAGGGAGGCAUGAUAAAUGACAAGACGAGCUUAGCGUGCCUUCCUUUAUGGCAUCUUGGUUCUUUCCCCUGGUAUUUUCCCACCGCUCAGUCGCAGUUUCCACAUUCAGAUGGUGUUGGCAGAAGGCGCAAGAGAAUAAGGAGUCCGCAACCAGCUAAAAGGGCGAAGGGGCAGACAACUCAAGACAGCUGGGAUCACAGAACGCCUUCUUUAACAACGAAGAUCUCCCCUUCCUCAGUCCCAGUAGGACCUGGCGCUUCGGGGGCUCUUGGAAGGGACUUAAGCAUUUCUAAAUCCCAGGAGAGCACUUGGGGCGGGACGAGAGGGACAAAAACACAACACUGUGCAGUAUUCAGUCUAGAAACUGAGCCUGCAUGCAGUUUGGGAGCGGCUUCUGUCUCGUUAUACACGAGUAAUAUACUGGAAUCUCCAGGAGCAGAGUGAACACUGACUCACUCACUUGGCACCAACGUCUCAUUAGGAUGCCCUAGGGCACUGUACGAUCCGAAAGUCUCUGAAGGGCCGCUGCAGAAAAUCCAGCCCGGCGGAGCAGAAAUCUCGCAGGUAGAGAGAGGCAUAGCAGUCUCCUGCCUGCCUGUUUGGUGGGACCCGUUUAAGCGGGGUGCGGGCACCGAAGGAGGGUAGGGAAAGCUUCCAGGGUGACUGACUAGAAUUAAGAGAAUCUUCAUCAGCCCCCCAAACCUUGUAAGCUGGACUGGGGCAGGUGACACCCGACAGGGUCCAGGAAGGUGUUUAAAGGCCAGAAUGAACUGGCACCAAGGUUAAGAGGUGAAGGGGUGGAAUCCAACCAUUCAAUUCAACGAGCAUUUUACUAGGCAUUUUACGUGCUAGGUGUUAGGAGGAACUGAGAGCUCUAGGAGCAUGUUUUGUACUAGGAAGGAUGUUGUGGGGAGAGUGGAGGUUGCAGUAAGUAAAUCCAAUAUAAUUUGAGGAGGGAAGCAGCGCUAGCGACUCGCAGGAUCCCUAAAGACUUCCCAAAGGAGACGGCAUCGGAGAACACCUUUAAAGAAAGCAAGAAUAAAAACGAGAUGAAACGGAGUACCCCGCCCCUCCCAUCACCCCCUCCCCCCCCCACCCCGGUCUCCAGGGACUAAAGAACAUUUAAAAUUACGUGAAAUUAUCUGGAGUGAUGCUCGGAUGCUAUAUCAAUCCCCAAUCUCCUUACAGGCUUCCAGGUUUUAUAGUUUCACCUCCCGGACAAGAUAGAUUUAAAGGUAAGUUCUUUGAGCCGACAGAGUUCUGUGCAUAUAAAUACCCCAACCUCAUCUCCUCCCGCCUCCUCCUAGCUAGGAAAGAGUAAUAGAAUUCGAGAAAAAGGUAUCUUGGAUUAUAGAGGGCCCUUGGAAAUCAUUAUCUCUAAUUGAUUAUGCCCAGAGCAGCGUAGGUUAAUGGUGCACAGUUGCAGAAGAGGUUGCUUGGUGUUCUGGGGCCUGGAAUAUUCCAGGACCGAGCUUGAGGUUCUUCUGGACUGAUAAGAGGUGUUUUAUCGACUAAGACAACAUAUUGCUCCCUUCAAAAGGGUAAAUGGCAUGAUCAGUCACUCUCACUUCUAAAGUCUGUAACAGUGAAAAACACAGUGAUCUUUUUAAGUUGGAAAUAAA
Molecule: messenger RNA, 2180 nt
Organism: Vombatus ursinus (common wombat)
Lineage: Eukaryota; Metazoa; Chordata; Mammalia; Diprotodontia; Vombatidae
Exons: 5
Coding region: 193-1002 (269 amino acids)
Source: RefSeq, a predicted model, not a curated record